This is a messenger RNA of Zasmidium cellare ATCC 36951, 1959 nucleotides long. RefSeq lists its product as uncharacterized. Bases 1 to 1959 code for a protein of 652 amino acids. The transcript is spliced from 2 exons. The record is from RefSeq and is a predicted model, not a curated record. NCBI's taxonomy places the organism in Eukaryota, Fungi, Ascomycota, Dothideomycetes, Mycosphaerellales, Mycosphaerellaceae.
AUGACCGUACCCGCCGAAACGAACAUGCACGACCAGCAGGAAUCGGACGGCAGCUGGUAUGGCUUCGACUUGGAGCUGCGCACGCCGCCGCCCAUGUCCAGCAGCAACGGAAGCAGCGGCAUCAAUGGACACAGCAUGACGAACGGCAAUGGCGCCGUCAAUGGCCACAAUUCGCGAAAACGCACGUUCGACGAGGCUGCAACGCCGGUGCAAGAGACGCUGGACGUGGCUUGGGAUGACAGCCUGGACUUGUUGGAGGAUAUGGGCAUGAAUGGCAUGAAUGUGACACCGCAGAUGGGAUUCAUCACCCCCGAUUUCUCGCAGAAUGAAGACGGCUCGGUCACGUUCAGAUCGUCGGACGACUCGAUAGAAGAGAUCUCGCGAACAAAGAUGCAGACAGGAUGUAUCCCGUGCCUUAUCAAGGGUAUCAAAUGCGACCCAAACAACCCAGAAUGUAAAAUGGCCAUGUCAGACGACUGGGCUUUGAACUCGGGCUCGAGAAACGGUGAUGAUGAGGAUGGCUACCCUACGCCUGACAGCCUGACUUUGUUCCGACCUGACAUGAAGUGGCGACGAAGCUGGCGAGAGCGACACUGCCUCAACUUCUUCGUGAACUUCAGCGCGCCGCAAAUGGCCGGUUUCUUCGACUCGGCCUUCUGGCAGCGCAUGGUCAUCCAGACAUCAUACCACGAGCCUGCCAUUCGCCACGCAAUCACUGCCAUAGGGGCUCUGCACGAGUGCAUCAUGCAACGUGCGUUCGCUGACGACAAGCAAAAGGCCAAGGCGAUGGAGUUUGCGCUCAAUCAAUGCAACAAGGCCAUUUCAUGUCUAACUAAUGACGAGGCCACCGAGUACGAUCCAAACCGUCGCAGAAUUCCCAGCUCUCGACUCGCUCUGACGACCUGCGUCCUCUUCACUUGCUUCGAAGCCAUGCAAGGUCGAUGCGACAGUGCCGUCAACCAUGCGCUUCAAGGAAGACGUCUCCUGCAAGCUACUGGCCGACCGAACGUUACGAGUAUGCAGCCCGCCGAAGAGGACGACAUCGAACAAAUGCGACCUUUGGUAGAGCGCCUCGAAGUCCAAGCCACCGCUCUCCUGGACAAGGGCAGACGGCCUGAGAUCGAUACAUCGGGACAAACUCCUCCACUGCCACCGAUUGACUACAUUUUCAGCCUCGAGCACGCCCACAACACGCUGCACACCGCGCUGAACAGCGUCAUGCGCUUCAUGCAGGGCUUCCAUCCGACCGCGCCGCGGGACCACAUCGCCGUGACGAUGGCUGAGAAGUACUUGCGAUACGCACCAUGGUUCUCACAAUGGGAGGCUGCCUUCACGUCGUUCCUUUCGGACCAGCGUGACUUCAUGACGAACAUGGAUCUGAAGCGCGCAAUGGUGUUGAAAGCCAACCACCUCGUGGGGACCAUGCUUGCGUCUGUCGACCAGUCGGCAGGACCGGUCGCAUACGACGCGUAUGAGUCCGAAUUCAGAGCGAUUGUCGACCUCGCCAGGGAAGUGUUGGCAUCAUUCUCAUGCCCGCCUCUUCCUACACUCUCGGGACCGAACUCGGGUACGCCAUACCUGUCCUUCUCCCUAUGGGUGACCGAUCCUCUCUGGAUGGCCAUCUCACGAUGCCGAAACCCUACCAUCCGCCAGUCCGCAUUCACGUUACUGUCGCGAAACCCUAGACAAGAAGGAAUCUGGCAUGCAGGGCCCCAGCUACCAAAUUCCAGCCAAUACAUGCGACGAGUGGAGUCAGGUCCCACAAGCAGCCUGAGAGAAACUGUAAGAGGCGAGCGAUCGCCCGACCCCGAUGAUCCAAAUGGGCUAAAGUCUUCUUCCAGUCACGAGCCACCGCAAGAUAGUCUCCCUCUACCACAAUCAAGCUUCCCCCGGGGCAAGGUUCGGGCUGAGUGGGUUGACCUUCGCCAGCAGAUCACCGAAUGGAACGAAGGCAAGUAG